GUGCUGGUGCGGGGACGGGUGCGGGGCUACGAGCUGGUGCGCACCUUCGGCUGCCUGCCACCCGACGAGCAGGGCUUCAUGCAAGUAACACAAUCAUUGUCGAAACUCAUGCAAGAAUGUUGGCAUCCACAUCCUGCCGUGAGAUUGACUGCUUUGCGUGUGAAGAAGUCUCUUUGCAAGUUGGAUGCAGAUAGCACAGUGAAAAUUGUGUAAUGGACUCUGUAUUUACUAUUUUAAAAAUUGUGAGUUUGUAGGACAGGCUGUGAAUGUUUCAGCAGGGUGUGUUGAGAAAUCAACCGGUAGUUUCUUGCGUAAUUUUUUGUAACUUCGGCAAAUAGGAAUGGAGGAACCAGGUGUAUGACAUGCUGGACAUGCCUCUUGAACUCCAUUCAGUGUGUGAUAGAAGAAGCUAUGAAUUAUCUGUAAAUCUCUGUUAAAAAAGAGACGAGGUGCUGACUAUUCUGUCAGAGAUACUUCAGUUUCAUAAAUCAAGAAUCAUAUUUAGUUGUGCAGCUAACUAUUGUUUGUUGCACAGCUCACUGUUGUGCAGUUAAGUGUUAGAUUCUUUUAGCACUGUUUUCACCUUGGUUAUUUUUUGGUGAUCCUACAUAAUACUUCUUUGGCAUUGUGUUUUAAUACUUUCUUGUAAAGUAUUCAACAGAGUUGGAUUUUUUGGAGAAUUAGAGCUAAUUUAAAGUGACAUGUGAUGGUCCUACUGAUUAUAGUAUGGAUAAACAUGAUAUGCUGAUAGGAGGUGAAUUGAAACAAACUUUUCUAAUUAAAUUAAUUGGCGUAAAGCUUUCGUUUUAGUUUGGCAAUGUGUACAGUUUUCCACAAAGUAAGAACUUCAGACCAAGAUUGUAAAGCACUUUAGGUAAAUUUAAUGAACUUAAAAGAGUUUGUUUCAAACUUCUGUCUCCUUAGCAUGUCUCCUUACAAACCUGUUUUCUAACGCCAGCAUAACAAAGCUGAACAUUAAGUUCAUCCAUAUCAUAAUCUUUAGGGCUGAUUCACAUUGAGGUUAAAGAAAUUUUUGGAAAACACAUGUUUACUGAUUUAACAUCGCCCCCCAAGCAAAAAUAUUUCUCUCAGUCAUUGUUUUGUCAUCACUGUUUGUAUGUGCUUGCUUUAUCCAACCACAUUCAGAUAUUCAAGUCCUUCAUUAAUUCAGGUUUAUUUACCUGCUUUGUUAUUUCAAAGACCAGGACUAUUCGUUCUGUGUGAAAGUUCAUUCAGUUCUGUGCUUUUCCUGAAAUUCAUCAUACCUUGUCUGAGUUUUGUAAGAUCAGGAUCUUACAAAACCUUAAGUGGAUCCCAAGUUUGGAAGAAGAAUCGCCUUAACAAAACUUACGAAACUUUGGUUCCAGGAUCCAAUGUUAUACCAAAUUGUUCCACUGAUUCACGCGAUUACUAACUUCGUAGAAAGGGUCAUGAAUAAUAACACAUCCAGCAGUGCAAGAAGCAAGUGAAAUUUAUUUGUGAAUGUGCAAGUGUUUUUUUGAAACCUAUGAGGUGAAACAUUGCAACAGUUAUGAAUGAUGAAACUUUUUAGAAGUGCAUUUUAAAGUGCUCUUUAGACAUUUAUUUAUUAAAUAGCCUGAUGAGGGAAUCUCAGUGUCAUUAUUUUAUUAUUCUGCACUGUCAACUAGUGUACAAGGACUGGCUGGUUGAUGAGUAUUACCUUCACUAGUGCAAAAGGUUGCUCUUGGUGGAAAUGUAUGUGCAGUUAUAUUUGUAACAUUGCUUUAGCAAGCUGUUCAGCCAAGCUCAUGGAUAGAUUGUUUAUUUAUUACGCUUCUGAGUGCCUUGCCAGAGCUACUCUUCAAGGUGUAUGCUUUUGUAUUAUUUUUUAACCGUUCAGAAAAUUUGCUCUUCAUGCCUACACUGGCAGUAUUACUGUCCACCAAAUUAUUAUUCACCAGCUGAAGUAUCCUGUGUUGCUGGGUACUUAUUAAUCCUAUUCAUCCUGCCUCGCCUGGUCCACAUUGCUCCUCCCCCGCCCUCCAAGUUUGUUACGAUCAUCAGUGCUACCACCAUCGUUGCUCUGGGCAACUGUAAACAGAUGCAUUGUUUUGUACUCCAGGCAAAUAUUAGUAACAAUUUUGACCUUCAAUUACUCUGAACCUAAUUGCGCUAUUGGAAUGAAUCAAAAUGCAUUUAGUAGGAUAUUUUAUGGGCUGUCAGAAACUUCAAUUAAUUUUGAUAAAUUUACUUACUGUUUUUGAGAUAUUUAUAAACAAUGGAAUGAGGGCACGUUUAAAUAUUGUCCAAAGGAUUAGGAUAGGGGGUUGGGAGUAAUUUUUAUGAAAUCUCAGUAACAGGCAGUAACUUUUCUCUUAUUUUGAAGGUCAUGUGUACAAAAUUUCCUUAAUAUUGGAAUAAAGUUGUAGAUUUGUAAGAAGAAAAAAACUUUCAUAUAUAUGAAUAAACCUUCUUUAUAUAUGAGAAAAUAAUAAGUUGGAGGAAAGAAGUAGCCUAAGUUAUGCCAGACAAAACACAUCAUUGAAAACUGUAUCAAAAUCUGUUCAGCCAUUCCAGAGUUAACACCGGACAGAUAGAAAUCGUAAAAACUAUUAGAUUGUUUUUUCUAUCACCUAAACAAGCAUAUGAGAUUACACAAAGGCAGUUAUUUUGAGAUCACAAGCAGACACACUAAUUUUAUUUAUAUAGAUGAAGCCCUUUAAGAGAAUCAGCUGAUCAACAGACAAAUCACCUUGCAUAUUGGUCAGUUAGCUGUGCAGGUGCAUUGUUGUUUUGAACUUGUUAAUGGUGCUGCAGAAUUGAUUGAGCAAAGUAAUGGAAAAAUUGUGAUUAUCAUCAGCUCUGAGUUUUAAAUAUUUAAUGUAUUUAUUUUUAUUUUUGUAUAUGCAUGUGGUUGGUGCAAUAUUACACAAGAUAGUUUGAAAAGUAUUUUUUGCGCAUAGGCAGAAUUGUGGAUCUUUAUAAUAUUUCACUGAAUUAUUUUUCUUUGUGACUUAAGUAAAAAAAUGUGGCUAUCUGGAAAAUGAAAGUAUAAAGAUAAACAAUCUAAAUAAUUUUAUUUUGUAGGAAAUUUGGCAUUGGGAUUUUGAGGUGCAACUGGAAAAGUUCUUGUCGCACCUGCAUCAUAACUAAACAAAUUUUUGAAGUUUAAAUUGUGUCUUCACAUACCAGGAAUUUGGUAUUGUCAGUCUUGCAAAAAAGAUACUGUGUUUCGAACGUUAAGCAAUUUGAUUAUCAGUGGAUGAAAUCUUACCUUAUUAUACCUUUGGACAUCUUCUCCUCCUAUCAUCUUUAAUGACUGAAAGACCUUUUGUUUUAUGUAGAGUAAAAUGGAACACAUUAAUGCAAAUAAUUAUUUUAUUGAUUGAGUGUUGUGCCUAUUUUGCUUAGCAAAAGAAGCUGAACUUCAUUAUUUGAUUUACAAAGGGACUGGUAUUAGCUUUUCUUGAUGUUUGUGAGUGGCAUAGUGUGAGGGAACCGAAGAUACACUGUCUACCCAUGGAAAAAUAGAAUCUAGCAUAUUUUUUUAUUGAAGAUUUUCUUCCUAAAUUCCGAGUCUGUUUUGAAAGUUGAAGGCUGAAGUCCUUACUGAGUCUUUGCCAUGCCAGAAACAAAUAUAGUGAGGGGGGGAGUCUCAGGGGCUUCAGUUCUUGAUUUGUAUUUUGAGGCUUCAUUUUGUGCCUAAAGUGUAUUGAAAUCAAUGCGGAGACAACCCAAGUGCUGAGUUGCCUUACGGAAUAAGGGACAAGACACAAAUUAUUUCAGUUAACUAUUCUCUCUCGUGGUUACAUUGAACCUUUCAAUGCAGGUGUAUCUUGAGAAAUAUUCCUUUCACUUCUAUUUAUGGGAUUUCAUACCUAGACGUCAGUAGAUUUUCCUCUGCAGUAGGAUGCUCUGUGAAGAUUAAGGGUCGUUUACAGGUCGAUUAAGGGUCGUGCACAGAGCUGGUUAUCUGUAAUUGAAAAUGCCUGCAACUCCUGUCCUUCACCUUCUUUGAAAUGCUUCCACAUCCAACUUAUGCUCUGUGUAGAGUGUUAAAUACACUGAUUCAGUGCUUUAUUUGAGUGUUGUAAGUGUAAAUUGUUUUGUAAUUAAUUUUUUUUAAAUAGUGCAUGAGUAAUUCAGCCAAUACAUUGACAAAUUAUUGAUUUUUGUUGUGUUUAAGUUCAACUGAAUAACUACUGUGGGAUUACCACUGAAAAUUUCUUUCGUAGUGUUGAUUUAAUUAUACACCUUUGAUUUUCUCACAUUAUGCCACUCUUGUGUUGCCCUUUGUUUUCAGAAUUGUUAAUAAUGAGCAGCAAGAUAAUUUAUCAUGAAUUGAUAAGAAUGUUGACUUUAAUAAGUAAUUGAAAUUUGUUAUCAUAUAUGUAAGGAUACAGUAUUCAAUGUUAUUAAGGUACCAUAAUGCUACUGUGUUCAUUUCUGUUGACUAUUACAAAUUUUUGUUAUUCUGUUUUAUGUAAUAUUUGAGGGUUAAAGGUGACAUUUAAAAUGAAAUAAAAAUGACUGAGCAUUUAGAAACACAGAAGAAUGGUGCAACAAUCCACAAAAUUCUAGAAAAUUUUCCUUCACAAAGUGAUAUUGCCGAUGAGUUUAAAAAAAAUUAAAUUCACUAAAUAUUUCAGAUGGUCUUCUUGCUGCCUUGUUUUUAUCUGAUUUUGGCAUUUCCUUGGUUGUAACUGAAUAGCAUUUCUUUCAUUUUUCUUUAAUAAUUGGAAAUAUUUUUUUGAGAAAUUGCAGAGGUGGUCUAAAGAAUUGCAAUUUUUAUGGAUUAUUGUUUUAUUAGGGGGUAAGCUUUUGCCUUUCUAAUAACUUUUUAUGCAUUUUACUUGCCACCUAAUGGAAGAUAUAUCUUAUUUUUGUUUUGGUUGGAAAUCAAGGAGAAAAUUUGAAAAAAGUAUUAUGUAAAUUCAGAGGUGCAAACUCUACAAAGAACGAUGUUUUUUAUUAAAGAUAAUUUUUUUGAAGUUGAGUACUUCAAAAAUUGCGUUAUAUGCAUUCUAAAAUAUUAAUAAUUGUUGUUUCUAUUAUGUUAUUCAUACUGAUUACUUUUAUGAAAAGAAUAACAGAAUAUAAUAUCUGUAUCAUUUGAAUGUUUGCCUCUUACUAUAUGUCUUGGUAUAUUUAUAAAAUUAAUUUAUCAGUUUUCUAAUGUUAUAACUGCUGAAUAAUGUUUAAUUUUUUUAAGAUGCUUAGCUGAUAAUUAGAUUGUGUGUAAUAUCUUAGCCUUUUUCUUCAUUUGUAAAUUUCUGUGUUUAUUUUCAAGUUUGUGUAUAACAAUUAGUUGUAAUUAUUUUUAAAUUUACUUACAAUGUUGUCAGACUCCUCUAAUUUAAAAGUUACAAAGGAAGUAAAGUAAAAGAUUUGGGAGUUGUAGUAAUUUUUCAUUUUUCUGAUUCUGUAUAAGUUUGGCUCAUUAAAAAGCCUUAAUGUGAUUCAUGGAUGUGGAAAUUAAAAGAAAAUCUUCACAGUAACCUUCUAGUAAAUAAUGUGAAACAUAUCAACCUCUUCUGAUACUUGAUUUUUUAUUCUCCUAAUAUAAUUUAUGAUGUAAGACUUUAUUUCUGUAUUCUUAUAGCAUAAUCAUGAUUUCUUGAGGAGUUUACUAUUCUGUUGAGUUGCUUCCUUUGUAAUAAAUGUAAUUACUGAUGGUAGUGAAGAAAGAUUUGGACUGAAGGAAAUAGUAUAGUAAUUUUUUAGGACUUCAUAUUGAACUGUAUUAAUGUUUUGUUACAAAAAAAAAUUAUAUUGUGAUGUAUCACACUGACAUUAAUUUUGCAUUAAUAUGCCAAAAAGUAUUGUUUUUGUGUAUGUUUAUAUACAUAUCAGAGAAAUUAGUGUAGAUUAAUUCUCUUCUUGUAUUAUAUUUUAUAUUGGGAAACCAACCAUUGGUUUUUAAUUCACUGCCAGUGCCAAAUAAAUAAGCCCAUUUUGCUUUAACACAGUUUAAAUAAAAAAAAGUUUGCAAUUUUAUUUGUAGAUAAUGUAUAACUGAAACCUUAAUUCAUGUUGGAGCAAGGGUUAGUUUUUAAAAUUCACAUUGUUAGAGAAGUGACUUACUAAAUAAAGUAUGUGAAGGUGUGUGCAUUUACUGAUUUGUAAAUACAAGUUUUUCAAUGUUACAAGACUGAAUGUGUGUGUGUAAAUGUUUUAUAGGCAAUUACAAUUGUAGCAGGAUAAGUUGUCAAUUAACUACAUAAAUGUAUUUACACAAUAGAUGUAUGAAUUAAAUUGUCAGUACUCUUUUGUACAUGCGUUGAUUUCGAGAGCAUUUUUGUUUUAUAAUUCCCAAUUUUAG
Molecule: messenger RNA, 6283 nt
Organism: Gryllus bimaculatus (two-spotted cricket)
Lineage: Eukaryota; Metazoa; Arthropoda; Insecta; Orthoptera; Gryllidae
Source: the annotation of a GenBank genome assembly